Messenger RNA from Ceratitis capitata (Mediterranean fruit fly), 1167 nucleotides. Its product is annotated as kelch-like protein diablo. NCBI's taxonomy places the organism in Eukaryota, Metazoa, Arthropoda, Insecta, Diptera, Tephritidae. Gene Ontology annotation, molecular function: protein binding. The transcript is spliced from 6 exons. The record is from RefSeq and is a predicted model, not a curated record. Bases 126 to 1103 code for a protein of 325 amino acids.
AGUGCAAAAUUAAACGCGAAAGAGUGCAGUGCGCCUAUUGGCAUAAGGAAAACUGCUUUGGCGGGAUCACGCUUACGAUUCGUUUAAAUAACAUUUUUUUUAACAAAAUAUUAAGUUUACACAAAAUGGGUUCAUCCUGCUCGAGAAAAGAUGAUGAGCCAGCCAAUGUGAAUGUUGCGCUCGGUACCGUUGGCAGUGGUUACACAUACAACGACAGCAAUAGUUGUUUAUUGGCGGUGCAAUUUGAGAGUGAGAGAACCAUAAAAGUUCUAAAAUACCAUAGUGCAAAGGAUGAUUGGACCAUCUGUCAUGAGAUACUCAACAAAGGUCUCUAUCGUACGGCGAUUGUCAAGCAAUAUCUACUCUUCCACGAUUGGUCGAAUGGCGUACGUGUUUGUUGUUAUGAUACAACAACACGUGCGCUACGCACUUUGAUGCCACUCAAAGUCAGACAACCGUAUUGGAGUUGUUAUUGUGCAACGGAAUUUCAAAAUCUUCUUUACUUCAUUGGUGCCGAUACCGAGGAUACUCGUAAAGUCUAUGCUUGGGAUCCGGAACACGAUGCGCUGAGCAAUGUGCCCAAAUUGAAUAUUGGACGGACGAGAGCUACGGCUGUGAAGCAUGAGGGCUGCUUGUAUGUGGUCGGCGGCAUGAUAACUAGCUUAGACGACAUCAGCGAUACGCAAGACAUAGCCUCGGUUGAGCGGUACAAUCCAAGACGGAAUUGUUGGGAACGCUGUGCUAGUUUGCUGCAAGCACGUUGUGUUUCGGGGUUGGGCUCCGCCGGACAUUUUAUUUAUGUCGUAGGUGGCGAUUGUGUGGGAACACCAACAAAUAUGGUUGAGAGAUACGACUCGAGAAUCAAUAAAUGGACGCAGAUAACCGUAAUGCAAGUUCCAAAAGUUUUCCCCGCCACUGUAUACUUCAAUAACCGUCUCAUAGUUUGCGGCAACUCUAGCAAUGACGAGGAUUGCUCAAUUGUUGAGGAAUUCGAUGAGAAGACCAACAAAUGGAGUAUAAAAAAUAAAAUGCCUCUACCGGGACCUUUCUCGUAUGUGGUGACAAAUCCCGAGUGGUUGAGGCAGUUGGAGGCGUUGAAUUAGAGAAAACUAGAAUUAUAGGAAGUGAAGAAGAGAAUUUAUUAUUAUUAUAUGAAAAAUUUAUUAC